CUUCUAUAAAAGUGUUAUUCUAGGUAUUCGCAUAACCAAAUAAGGGAUUUCUGUCUUAUUUCAUGAACUAGAUAUGUGGUGCAUCUAAACAACCCGUUGUAACUUUGAAAUUGUCGCCCCGUUCGAUGUAAAUAGCCCCCUCGUGCGUUAGCAAUAAGGCGAAGCAAAGAUGUCUUUCCGUGUAGUCCGUAGUUCAAAGUUCCGGCACGUCUACGGCCAGGCCCUUAAGCGCGAGCAGUGCUAUGACAACAUAAGGGUCAGUAAGAGCUCCUGGGACGCCACUUUCUGUGCCGUGAACCCCAAAUUCCUGGCAAUCAUCGUGGAGAGCGCGGGGGGCGGCGCCUUCAUCGUCCUGCCCCACAACAAGGUUGGGCGGCUCGCCGCCGACCAUCCGCUCGUCGGGGGGCACAAGGGGCCCGUGCUCGACAUCGCCUGGUGCCCCCACAACGACAACGUCAUCGCCAGCGGCUCGGAAGACUGCGUGGUCAAAGUGUGGCACAUACCGGACGGGGGGCUCAUCAAGACACUCACCGAGCCCGUCGUCGACCUCAUCUAUCACCAAAGACGCGUGGGGCUCGUGCUCUGGCACCCCACUGCCCUCAAUGUGCUUCUCACGGCCGGGAGCGACAAUCAAGUGGUUAUUUGGAAUGUUGGCACUGGAGAAGCCCUAGUCAAAAUCGAUUGUCAUCCAGAUAUUGUGUACAGUGCUUGUUUUAACUGGGAUGGCUCGCAACUUUUGACCACUUGUAAAGACAAGAAGAUUAGGAUUAUUAAUCCAAGGACUGGGGAAGUGGAAUCCGAGGCGGUUUGCCACGAAGGUUCAAAAGCAACCCGCGCCAUUUUCCUCCGCCAUGGUCUCGUAUUCACGACUGGUUUUUCGAAAAUGUCCGAACGUCAAUACAGUCUUCGUACCCCUGACGCCCUUAACGAACCAAUCGUUAUGGUAGAAUUGGACACUUCAAACGGUGUCAUGUUCCCGUUAUACGACCCCGAUACAAAUUUGGUCUAUUUAUGCGGCAAAGGCGACUCUGUUAUUCGAUAUUUUGAGAUAACAGCAGAGCCACCUUUCGUUCAUUACAUCAACACGUUUCAAACACCUGAUCCACAACGAGGCAUCGGUAUGAUGCCGAAACGUGGCUGUGACGUCACCUCGUGUGAAAUUUCGAGGUUUUAUCGGUUGAAUAAUUCGGGCCUAUGUCAGGUUAUUACAAUGACAGUUCCGCGGAAGUCGGAACUUUUCCAAGAGGAUUUAUAUCCUGAUACUUUGGGCGAUAGCCCGGCCUUAACUGCAGAAGAAUGGGUCGAAGGUAAAGAUGCAGAACCGAUUUUGAUCUCGUUGAAAGACGGUUACAAGCCGCCAGAAUCCAAAGCCACAAUCACAGUGACGAAGAGAAAUAUUCUGGAUAAGGGCGGGGCCAAGACGGGGAAGACGCAAAACGCGACACAAGUUCCGGACAAAACGUUGCAAGAGUUCGCCGAUGAGAUAAGGAAGUUGAAAGCGAUGAUUGUCAAGCACGAGAAUCGAAUCCGGGCUUUGGAGGCGGAGGUGGCGUUGAGCAAAGCCAACGCUGAUGAGGACGGGUCAGGUGGUGACGGCUUGAAUGCCGGUCAUGCGCUAGGAGACGACGAGGUUUGAACAAAACAAGCACAAAAGUUGCCUUAAUUUAUCAAAGUGCUCAAAUUGUUUGCAAUCGCUUCUUUUUGAUACAUUACCUAAGUAUAAUAUAUUUAUUUUAUCAUUUUUUUUAACAAUUAUGUCAUUUUUUUAUCACCCCAAAGUGCUCUUUAAUAUUAUAUACGAUUGUUAAUUGCAUAGAUAUAGAUACUAUUUUCAUGAAACGUUAUAUUUAUAUAGUUUAUAAUUUUUAGGGGGGUUGUCAAUGCGGCCUUUUGAUUCAUCACAUGACAAUAAAUCGGGUUUUUUUACAAAUAUGUAUAUAAAGUUUUGUGCAAAUACGACGUGUAAAUAUACUGACUUGACUGAAAGGCUGCAUUUGACAAUCCGCCAUUGUGAAGUUUGUGUGUUCCAUGUUUAACAACGAAUAAUGUAAAUAAAUGUAUAAAUAUGUAAUGCAUUUGCAGAUGAAAACUAAUAAUUGUUUUAUUAGUAUUUUUACAAAUACAAGUUAAAAGUUA
Molecule: messenger RNA, 2136 nt
Organism: Tribolium castaneum (red flour beetle)
Lineage: Eukaryota; Metazoa; Arthropoda; Insecta; Coleoptera; Tenebrionidae
Gene: coro
Product: Coronin
Exons: 6
Coding region: 170-1636 (488 amino acids)
Biological process (GO): actin filament organization
Molecular function (GO): actin filament binding
Source: RefSeq, a predicted model, not a curated record